AUGGACAGAAUACAAGGAGACUGUGCCAGUCCUGUGCCACCAGGAGAUGCGGAGAGGAGCAGGACUGGAGAACAAGACCCAGGACUAAUUGUGUUGGGAAAAGCACGUGAGUUCUUCCAGAUUUGUGAUCUGGAAGGCAAAGGCUUCAUCACUCAGCAAGACAUGCAGAGACUGCAUCCUGAGUUACCUCUUAGCCUGGAAGAGCUUGAAAAAGUUUUUGUUACAUUGGAUGCUGAUGGCAAUGGCUCACUUACCCCAAAGGAGUUCACCACAGGAUUCAGCCAGUUUCUUUUGGGGCAGAUUGCUUUGAAUAAUGAGAUGAUGAAGCAAUCAGAAGGUGAAACAGCCUGCCCACUUAAAUGUGAAGAGACCGUGAGUGAUGAUGAGGAUGAGGAACUCCAGUUCUCAAAUCUGAUGGAUCGGCUUGGAGCUAAAAAGGUUUUGGAUGAUGAGAGUGAUGUGAAGCAACUUUGGUUGCAGCUGAGAAAAGACGAACCUCAUUUACUUUCCAAUUUUGAAGAGUUUCUGGUCAGAAUUUUUUCCCAGCUCCAAGAAGCAGAUAAUGAAAAGAACGAGUUGGAAUGCGCUCUAAAAAAGAAAAUUGCUGCUUAUGAUGAAGAAAUUCAACACCUCUAUGAAGAAAUGGAACAGCAAAUCCAAAAGGAGAAAGAGCAGUUUCUCUUGAAAGACACAGAGAGGUUUCAGUCCUACAGUCAAGAGCUGGAGUGCAAGCUCCUGUCAAAAGAACAAGAGCUGGAACAAUUGGUUCAAAAACAGAAAAGGUUAGAGCAGCAAUGUACAGAACUUCUCAGUGGCAAAGAAGAAACCAAAGUAGAGAACACCAAGCUGAAGUUGACUAACCAGGAGCUGCUGAGAGACCUGGAGAGAACAUCUCACGAACUAUGCCUGGCUCAACAACAGUUACAGGUGCUUCAGGAGGAGGCGUCAAGACUACAUGAGGAGAAGGAAAUGGAGGUGUACCGAGUGACAGAAACCUUACAGAGAGAGAAGUCAGGACUUCUGAAGCAGCUGGAUUUUUUCAGGGAGAGGAACAAACAUCUCAAAGAUGAACGUGACGUAUUUUUACAGAAAUGCAAAACAAGUGUUCCAAAAGCCAGCUGGAAGCAAAGAUCAGGGUCUGUCAUUGGGAAAUACAUGGAGAGCAAGAUGCUGCCUAACAGCCAUUCAUUUGAAGAAGAUGAUGUUUUCAGUAACUCAAAGAGAAGGAAUUCUGCUGGACUGAAUGGAAUUCUCUCUGUAGAGCCUGAUGCUGGAGCCACUGGAGGAAUGUCUAAAGCAUCGCGUCUCCAAAGAAUAAUAUCAAUUGAGGAAGAUCACCUACCCCAGCUUCUUGACAGGCUGGUUGAUAAGCAGCUGAACAGAUGGGCUGGAGAAGAUGAGAAUACUUCUUCUGAGAUGGAAAUGGAUAAGAAAAACACAGAACAAUCAAUGGAACACUCACCACCAUCUUCUAGAGAGCAGCCUGUAGGGAAGGAAACACUGUCAAAUGAGGAGAGAAUAAACUCUGUCCCAGACCGCUUAUUCAAGAUUAUUUUUGUGGGCAAUGCGAGUGUUGGAAAGACUUCAUUCUUAAGGCGAUUUUGUGAAGAUCGUUUUUUCCCAGGCACAGCUGCUACUGUAGGUGUGGAUUACAAUGUGAAAACCAUCACAGUAGAUAAUACCAAGGUAGCCCUGCAACUCUGGGACACUGCUGGCCAGGAACGGUACCGAAGUAUUACUAAGCAGUUUUUCAGAAAAGCUGAUGGUGUCAUUGUGAUGUAUGAUAUAACAGCAAAAGACACAUUCACAGCUGUCAAGCAGUGGCUGAUAAGCAUCGAGGAGGCAACUGGGGAGAAUGUACCUGUGCUUUUGUUGGGUAAUAAAACUGAUAAUGAAAAGGAACGUGAGGUCCCUAUGGGAAUGGGAGAGCAUCUUGCUAAGGAUUACCAUUUAAUUUUCUAUGAAUGCAGUGCAUAUUCUGGGUACAAUACCACAAAGUCUGUGCUUCACUUAGCUAGGAUUUUAAAGGAACAUGAAGAUAAAGUGAAAGAGAAAACCAUUGAACUUCAAUCUGACAUGAAUAAAAAGUCUUGCUGUAUCAGGCCAUAA
This is a messenger RNA of Nipponia nippon (crested ibis), 2109 nucleotides long. RefSeq names its product calcium release activated channel regulator 2A (gene CRACR2A). Lineage: Eukaryota; Metazoa; Chordata; Aves; Pelecaniformes; Threskiornithidae. Gene Ontology annotation, molecular function: GTP binding; protein binding; calcium ion binding. The record is from RefSeq and is a predicted model, not a curated record.